GUUGCAUUUGGUCAAUCCGAUUGAAAGCUCUAUCUUUGUCUUGAUACCUAGCAAAACCAUUUCAGUCCGCCAGCCAACCAACGGCGACUUGCCGGCCGCCGCCGCCGCCAUGCUCCAGCUCCAGAUGCACCCUCUCCUGCUGCCCUGCGCCGGCCCCCACCCUACCACGGCCACGCUCUCCUACUCUCUCCACCGCCGCCUCGCUCUCUCCGCCUCCACCACCCCAUUCUCAACGGAGGAGUACCUCAUCGUCACCUGCGGUCUCACCCGAGCCCAGGCGCUCAAGGCGUCCAAGAAGCUCUGCCACCUCAAGUCCGCCUCCAACCCAGACGCCGUGCUCGCCCUCCUCUCCGGCGUUGGCCUCUCCCGCCCCGACAUCGCCGCCGUCGUCGCAGCCGACCCGCUGCUCCUCCGCUCCAGGGUGGACAACGUCGCCCCCCGCCUCUCUGCCCUCCGCGACCGCCUCGGCCUCUCGGCGCCCGAGAUCGCCAGCUUCCUCCUGGUGGGCGCCACGGCCCUCCGGUCAUGCGACAUCACUCCCAAGCUCGAGUUCUGGAUCCCCUUCUUUGGCUCCUUCGGCAAGCUCCUCCAGACCAUGAAGAGGAACAGGUCCAUCCUGACCACCGAUCUGGAGAAGGUCGCCAAGCCCAACAUAGCGCUGCUGGAGCAGUGCGGGCUAAGUGUUUGUGAUAUUGUCAAGCUGUCGACGCCCUGCUCUAGGCUGCUGGUGUUCAACCCAGAGCGGGUGAAGGCGUUUGUGCUGCGCGCCGAGAAGCUUGGCGUGCCCCGCUCCUCGUACAUAUUCAAGUACGCGGUGGGUGUCGCAUGUUCUAUCACGGAAGACAAGGUCGCCGCAAGGAUGGAGUUCUUGAGGAGCACUCUUGGUUGCUCCAUGGACAAGGUGCGUGUUGCGGUUCGCAACAAGCCACACAUUCUAGGAAUAUCCGAGGAGAAACUCCGUCUCAAGAUAGAGUUCAUGGUCAAUGAGGUUGGAUUGGAUCCAGAGUACAUUGUUGAGAGGCCCAUGCUGUUUACCUACAGCCUGGAGAAGCGGAUGAAACCCCGGUAUUAUGUCGCAAAGAUCCUGCAGGCUAAGGGACUGAUGAAGAAAAGUGUCGGCUUCCGGCGAUUAGUUGGCUAUGGUGAGGAUAAUUUCAUUGCGACAUACAUGGACAGUCAUCAGGACACUGUUCCUGGGCUUGCAGAUGCUUAUGCAGCAGCUCGGGCUGGGGAAAUGCUUCUGAUGUCCAGCUUUGAAAGCAGACAUUGAAGGUUCAUCAUAUAUCUUAGGCUCAUAGCUAGCAUGGAACAUUGUGCCCUGUUCGAAGCAUGAUUGUAGAAAUCAUGAUUUUAGCCGCAGAACUAUGGCAAUCUGAUUGCUCGUGAUGCUAUCCAUGUUUCAGUUGUGAAUUUCUGUGAAGCAACUUCAUUGUCUCAGUUUUGCUGCCCUACAACUAAUGUAUCGUAGCUUCCUGUAAUUCAGAAAGUGAUGUUUUCACAGCUACAUAUUCGCUCCCUUGUGCCUUA
This is a messenger RNA of Triticum urartu, 1527 nucleotides long. Its product is annotated as transcription termination factor MTERF8, chloroplastic-like. The record is from RefSeq and is a predicted model, not a curated record. Gene Ontology annotation, molecular function: double-stranded DNA binding. Lineage: Eukaryota; Viridiplantae; Streptophyta; Magnoliopsida; Poales; Poaceae. Gene Ontology annotation, biological process: regulation of DNA-templated transcription.